Molecule: messenger RNA, 3660 nt
Organism: Homarus americanus (American lobster)
Lineage: Eukaryota; Metazoa; Arthropoda; Malacostraca; Decapoda; Nephropidae
Product: serine/threonine-protein phosphatase 2B catalytic subunit 2-like
Exons: 16
Coding region: 116-1705 (529 amino acids)
Biological process (GO): calcineurin-mediated signaling
Cellular component (GO): calcineurin complex; cytoplasm
Molecular function (GO): calmodulin binding; calmodulin-dependent protein phosphatase activity
Source: RefSeq, a predicted model, not a curated record
GAUAGAGCUGUUUUCGCCAUUUUGGUGCAAGUUCAGUUCAGUGUAGUGACGAUCGGCUUGAAUCCAAGCCAUCUCUGUAUGUGGGUGACUAAGAGGAUUAUUUAUUAGUGUAAAAAUGAGUACUAACGCCAACAACACCAGCAAGGUGUCUACGACGGAUAGGGUCAUCAAAAGCGAGGCACCGAAUGGUCGUCCCAUCAAAAGUGUGCCGUUCCCGCCGUCACACAAGUUAACAUGUUCAGAGGUGUUCGACCCCAAGACGGGCAAGCCGAAGUUUGAGUGGCUGAAGAACCACUUCAUCCUGGAGGGCCGCAUCGACGAGGCGGCGGCCCUCCGCAUCAUCAACGAGGGGGCCGCCCUCCUCCGUCAGGAGAAGACCAUGAUCGAUAUUGAGGCGCCCGUCACUGUUUGCGGUGACAUCCACGGACAGUUCUACGACCUCAUGAAGUUAUUCGAGGUUGGCGGCCCGCCCAACUGUACUAAAUAUCUGUUCCUAGGGGACUAUGUAGACAGGGGCUACUUUAGUAUAGAGUGUGUUCUUUAUCUAUGGGCGCUAAAGAUAUGUUACCCCAACACUUUAUUUCUAUUAAGAGGAAACCACGAGUGUAGGCAUUUAACAGAAUACUUCACAUUUAAGCAAGAAUGUAAGAUCAAAUACAGUGAGCGAGUGUACGACGCGUGCAUGGAGGCGUUCGACUGUCUGCCCCUUGCUGCCCUCAUGAACCACCAGUUCCUGUGUGUCCAUGGCGGCCUCUCACCCGAGCUACACACACUCGACGACAUCAGGAAGCUGGACCGGUUCAAGGAGCCGCCUGCAUUUGGUCCAAUGUGUGACAUACUCUGGUCUGAUCCCCUGGAGGACUUCGGCAAUGAGAAGAAUGCAGAGCACUUCUCCCACAACUCAGUACGAGGUUGUUCUUACUUUUACAGCUAUGCAGCCUGCUGUGACUUCUUGCAACACAAUAAUCUUCUGUCCAUAAUUAGAGCCCACGAAGCUCAAGAUGCAGGGUAUCGUAUGUAUCGCAAGAGCCAAACAACAGGUUUUCCCUCUCUUAUCACAAUAUUCUCUGCUCCUAACUACCUGGAUGUGUACAACAACAAGGCUGCCGUGUUGAAAUACGAGAACAAUGUGAUGAACAUCCGGCAAUUCAACUGUUCACCUCACCCAUACUGGCUACCCAACUUUAUGGACGUCUUCACAUGGUCACUACCAUUUGUAGGAGAGAAGGUGACGGAGAUGUUAGUGAAUGUACUCAACAUCUGCUCUGAUGAUGAGCUUAUGGAUGGAGAGGAAUCACUUGAUGAAGCAACAACAGUGCUAAUUGUGCCGGAAAAAGGAGCCAUGAGGAAGGAGGUUAUUCGGAACAAGAUUCGUGCCAUUGGCAAAAUGGCUCGUGUAUUCUCAGUCUUAAGAGAGGAGAGUGAAAGCGUACUGCAGCUGAAGGGUCUUACCCCAACUGGAGCUCUUCCACUUGGAGCUUUGUCAGGAGGAAAAGCAUCAUUGAAGAAUGCAAUGGCAGGCUUCUCCCCAAACCACAAGAUUACAUCGUUUGCGGAGGCUAAGGGUCUAGAUGCAAUGAAUGAGCGCAUGCCUCCAAGGAAGGAUGCUCCUGCUAUUACUCAGCCUGCCGUCUCCUCCCCUGCCUCAGUUGAAGAUGCAGACAAGUCCAACUCCUCCAACACAGCACCCAACACCCACUUGUGAAACCCACAGCCUCCGUUAUUAUUUCAGGUUGGCUUGGUGUGUGAAUGUAGGUGAUGAAAUGUAAACAUCAUGCUGAUCUCAAGUGUGCGGUGACUAAGCAGGGUGAGGCUGUCUGGCCAGUUAUUGGUUGUGAUGCAAGUGUUGCCUCAGCCCCUGGUGGGCCCCACUGGCCAGCCAACCCCACUGGACAUCCUGCCAAGCCGUUGCCGCUAACAUUGCUACUGUCGGCCAGGGCUGGGCUGGGCUAGGCCAGGUCGCGGGCCAAGUGAUCUUGGGGGCCCAUCAGUGCUGCCACCACAGAGGGUGCAAGAAAGAGUGGCAGAUGCGGCCUGGCCGGCCCCAGGUCACCAGCACCAAGCUGCUGCUGCUAGAGACUUAUGACCCGGUCACCUAACCCCCUCCAGUGUCCUUUCCAGUACACUGUCAGACUACCACCCUCUGUGUUGCCUACACUGUUGGAUUUCAGUUACACCCUCCUUACCCAUUGUGUUGGUGAUGACAUAAGACAGGACCAUGAGUGUUCCCAUGGAGCUGCCAGGGCUGCCAUUGAUGGUGAGCCUUUCCAAGGCCCCAGCUUUGAUGGAUAGCCAGUGGACAGGUGUUAGCACAGUGGUGUGAAAUGUGACUGUGUGAACCCUCCAGCAAGGCCAUAAUGACCAGGAGUCACCAGCUGCAGUGUCUGUCCAGGUUGUGUCACAUACUAACAAUGAUACGUCUACAUGAAACAUUACUCACAUUAUCUAAGUGAACCUGUUCAUACAUUGACAAAAUCAUGUAAAUAGUUUUUCUUUAUUAUUGUGUAUAGCAUGCUUGAAUAUUUACAGACUGUCGUACAGCCUCUCUAAAACCCCCUCUGUAGCAAGACAGCAGCCUGUGUAUUGGUCCAAUGGACUGUUGGCAAGCUUUUCCUGAAUAUCUGCCAUCAAUGUGACAUUAAGGAUGCAAUACAUUUUGGCCUGUGUGCAAUAUAUCCUCAUUCUCAUCUAGACUCCCAAAUUCUCUUAGGUUAGAAUGGUAGCUUGUCAUCUCUUGAUCAUUGUUCUGUGGCUCCUCAAAAUGUAAUUUCUAUAAGUUUAAUACCAUGUAGUGUUAAGCCAUAUUCUACAGAGGGAGUGGUGUACAUGCAUCAGAGAAGCAACCUGUUUCCAGGACUAUUAAUCCUCAUGUAAUUCAGUCCCUCUGACAGUACCAUUACAUGUUAAAGAUGAUCCUGUUGCUAAUGGACGUUUUCUUCUUGAUGGUAAUUUUCAUACAUGCAACUGUUUUGUCAUGUGAGACUGUAGGAUUCAUAUUUAUCAAUUCUGCCAUAUUAAGUGUUAUAUAAAAGAUAACUACUAAUAAUAAGUCGUGUUUAAAAACAAAUUUUAUGCCUUUUUCCAAACCAAAGUGUCCUAGUCAUAUUUCUCGCGUGGAAACAAGGCAUCGGGGCCCAGCGAGUAGCAUGCUGGGCCUAUCGGAGCCCCAUCCCCCUCCCAUCCCUCCCCAAGAAAAUUAUGGGCCUUGCUCGCUGUGUGCUAGGAUCCAUCAACCAUCACUUCUCAAUUUCCCAUGUUUUAAGUGUUGACACAAAAACCAAAACAGAAAUACGGUUUAACAUCCUGUAAUCGCUCUCACUCAUUUUUCACUAUAAAACUUUGCUGGUUGGUGUAAAUUUUGAACAUGCAAGUAGCCCUUAACUUUUUUCUCUUGUAGCUCUUAAUACCCAUGAGAAAUAUGUGAAUGUGCGUUGAAAGUGGUUAUUAUGCUAUGUUAAUAUUUAUGAUUAUAGACAUGAAAAAAACUGAAUUUGGAAAUACUUUUGAUUGUGAAAUAGAUGUUGAUUGCUUCAAUCUGGUAUAAAUAUAUUAUUUUCUUGUGGAAUAGGAUCUAAGUUUUUCUCUUGUUACCUUGUUCAUUAAUACAUCUCUUAGGAAGUGUCAAAUGUUGUAUAUCACAAGUAUAACCUUCCAUAUUGU